Messenger RNA from Desarmillaria tabescens, 801 nucleotides. Its product is annotated as alpha/beta-hydrolase. NCBI's taxonomy places the organism in Eukaryota, Fungi, Basidiomycota, Agaricomycetes, Agaricales, Physalacriaceae. Gene Ontology annotation, biological process: lipid metabolic process. The transcript is spliced from 11 exons. The record is from RefSeq and is a predicted model, not a curated record. Bases 1 to 801 code for a protein of 266 amino acids.
AUGUCUAUCAAGGACCUCCAUGGCAUUUCUCCUGAUAUCCUUCAAGAUCUCAUAUUUUACUUCAAAUAUGCAUCGUCGGCCUACACGCCCUUUUGUCCAAGACCGAACGGCCGUAACCUCGUAACGGAGAUAUCCAACUCUGUUUCAGAUAUCCAAGGCUUCAUUGCUCGCGACGGCGACAGGAAAGAGCUGGUGCUUGCUCUCCGUGGAAGCGCAUCCAUCAUUGACAUCCUGGUCGACUCAGCAAUCGUUCUCGUCCCGCUGAUCACACCUGGUGUCGAAGCUCCAAGCGGUGUGCGGGUGCAUAGCGGGUUCCUCGUCGGGUGGAACUCUAUCGUGGUACAAAUCAUAUCAGUGAUCAAGGAACAGUUGUUUCUAUACCCGGAUUUGAAGAAUAUAGUUACGACAGGCCACUCCCUCGGAGGAUCUCUGGCGACGCUAGCUGCCAUUUGUCUUCGAAGAAACUUUCCUUCUCUGAGGACACGGACAUAUUCUUAUGGCGCGCCUAGGACGGGAAAUAAGGAAUUUGCCGACUACUUCAAUAGCGAGUUUGGUAGAAACGCAUUCAGAGUCGUUCACGGAAAUGAUGGAGUUCCAACGAUGAUCCCGACUUCCCUCGGCUACCAUCAUCAUGGCGUAGAAUACUGGCAAACGGAAGAUCCUCCCGAAGGGAACUCGACCAAGCAAUGUUCAGCUGACGGUGAGGACCCUAGAUGCUCCGCAUCAGUGCCCAGUGAAGGCGUUAAUGCAGCGCAUAUGACCUAUUUCGGGAUUUUGGCGACCACACCGUUUUGUAUAUAA